Molecule: messenger RNA, 564 nt
Organism: Volvox carteri f. nagariensis
Lineage: Eukaryota; Viridiplantae; Chlorophyta; Chlorophyceae; Chlamydomonadales; Volvocaceae
Gene: arf3
Product: small Arf-related GTPase
Exons: 2
Coding region: 1-564 (187 amino acids)
Biological process (GO): vesicle-mediated transport; intracellular protein transport
Cellular component (GO): cytoplasm
Molecular function (GO): GTP binding; GTPase activity
Source: RefSeq, a predicted model, not a curated record
AUGGGGCAGGCAAUUACCAAACUAUUUGACAAAAUUUUCGGGAACCGCGAAAUGCGGGUAGUGAUGCUGGGACUAGACGCUGCUGGCAAGACCACUAUCCUUUAUAAACUCCACAUUGGCGAAGUUUUGACAACCGUGCCAACUAUAGGUUUCAACGUGGAAAAGGUGCAGUACAAAAACGUGGUCUUUACUGUAUGGGAUGUGGGCGGCCAGGAGAAGCUGAGACCGCUGUGGAGGCACUAUUUCAACAACACGGACGGCCUCAUCUUCGUCGUGGACUCCCAGGACCGGGACCGCAUCGGCAAGGCGGCGGCGGAGUUCCAGGCAAUUCUUCAAGACCCGCUGAUGCUGCACUCGGCCAUUCUCGUGUUUGCCAACAAGCAGGACAUGCGCGGCUGCCUUACCCCUCGGGAGGUGUGCGAGGCGCUGGGAUUGCCCGAGAUGCGCAACCGAAAGUGGCACGUGCAGAGCUCCGUUGCCAUCAAGGGAGAGGGGUUGUACGAAGGACUCGACUGGCUUGCAACUACGCUGAAGAGCUCGAAUGCGGGGCGCCCUGUAUCUUAA